Molecule: messenger RNA, 1174 nt
Organism: Vicia villosa (hairy vetch)
Lineage: Eukaryota; Viridiplantae; Streptophyta; Magnoliopsida; Fabales; Fabaceae
Exons: 1
Coding region: 238-948 (236 amino acids)
Source: RefSeq, a predicted model, not a curated record
CAUCACCACUCAUUUCCGAAAAAUAUAACCAAACCUCAAACAACAUACAUUCUAUUCUCUCUUCUCACAUUCAUAUUCACACUUCAAACAAUUUCCAUGCUUCUGAUCCCAAACACCAUUGCAGUUUCUCUAGAUUCUGCUUUCAUAUACAUUGUUCACGAGCACAAAUUCUCAGUCCCUUUUAUCUAAAACCACAACAUAGUAAAACAAAAAAACAGAACAGCUUCUGUUUGAAAAAUGGGUUCUGUCACUUUGCACAAACACAAACCAGAGAGAUUCAACAAAGUUCAGAAACAUAGUAAUCUACGAAAGAUUACGGAUUUGUUGAGGUAUGUAGAGAUGUGCGUUGUGCUGGUUUUGAUUUCUAGGCUCUCGUUUCAGCAACUACCAUUGGCUUUGAAGAAUUAUAGCGAGUAUUUUCGAGGGUUCGCGGUUAGUCCUGGAUUUGUUUUUAUGAUUGGGAAUGUUAUUAUCAUCACGCUUGUGGCUCAAUCAGGUCAUUUUUCAAAUGAUUCUUCGAAAACGAAAAGUUCGGAGCAUGAUUUGUAUCUCGAGUUUCUUCAGAAUAGUAACGUGUAUCAGAGAAUUCAAGGUUGUGAUCAGAGAAAACUAGGUGUGAAAGUGGAGAGUAACGUAAAGACUCGAAGCGUGGUGAAAGUUUCUGAGAAAGAUGAACAAGGGAUGGAUUUGGAAGUGAAGGAGUAUAGGAGGUGUCAAUCGGAAAUUGAGUUGGUGAGGGGUGUGGAUAGUGAUAAUGAGAAGGAACAGAAAGUGUUGCUAAGGUGUGAGAGUGAGAAUGAGAAAAGAAAGAAUGGAAGCAUUCAAGUUGAGAAAGAGAAGAAAAUGAUGGUGAAGAAUUUGAGUUUGUAUCCUGAAGAUGGAAUGAGCAAUGAUGAAUUUCGUCGCACUGUGGAAGCAUUCAUUGCACGACAACAGAAGCUACGAUGAGAGAAAAACAGAGGUUUUAUUCGUAGCUAAUUUCUAUGGAAUUUGUAUUGGGAAUUGGAUUGGAUUGGAUUGUAAUUUGUAAACUAAGAAGAUAGAACCUUUUUCUGGUUUUUGUUCUUUUUAAUGAACAAAGAAAUAUGUGAUGUAUUUUGUAUCAUCAUGUACAUUAAGAUCAAAAGGAAGUGUGUAAAUAACUUCUUGGAUGAUAAAAACUUGUGCUUAUUUA